AUGGACGUGCUGGCUGACGAGUUCGGGGGCUUGAGUCAGGAGCAAAUGGCGGCCCCCAUUCCGACGGUGGAGGAAAAAUGGAGGCUGCUUCCGGCUUUUCUGAAGGUGAAAGGGCUUGUGAAACAGCACAUCGAUUCGUUCAAUUAUUUCAUCAACGUAGAGAUAAAGAAGAUCAUGAAAGCAAAUGAAAAGGUCACAAGUGACGCAGACCCCAUGUGGUACUUGAAAUACCUUAAUAUCUAUGUGGGUCUUCCAGAUGUUGAAGAAAGCUUUAACGUUACGAGACCAGUAUCUCCUCAUGAGUGCCGUUUGAGAGACAUGACAUACUCUGCCCCAAUUACCGUGGAUAUUGAAUACACCCGCGGUAGCCAGAGGAUUAUCCGCAAUGCCUUACCCAUCGGCAGAAUGCCCAUAAUGCUGCGCAGCUCCAACUGUGUUCUGACAGGGAAGACUCCAGCCGAAUUCGCCAAGCUAAAUGAAUGCCCGUUAGAUCCAGGUGGCUACUUCAUCGUUAAAGGGGUAGAAAAGGUCAUUCUCAUUCAAGAACAGUUAUCCAAAAACAGGAUCAUUGUGGAAGCCGACAGAAAAGGGGCAGUCGGGGCCUCAGUUACCAGUUCCACCCAUGAGAAGAAGAGCAGAACCAAUAUGGCUGUGAAACAAGGAAGAUUUUACCUGAGACACAACACUUUGUCUGAAGAUAUACCCAUUGCAAUCAUAUUUAAGGCCAUGGGCGUUGAGAGUGACCAGGAGAUUGUGCAGAUGAUUGGUACAGAGGAGCACGUGAUGGCUGCCUUUGGCCCCAGCUUGGAAGAGUGCCAGAAAGCUCAGAUUUUCACACAAAUGCAGGCCCUGAAGUAUAUAGGAAACAAAGUGAGGAGACAGAGGAUGUGGGGAGGCGGACCCAAAAAAACAAAGAUGGAAGAGGCGAGAGAACUUCUGGCUUCAACAAUUUUGACUCACGUUCCGGUAAAGGAAUUUAAUUUUCGUGCCAAGUGUAUCUACACUGCAGUGAUGGUGCGCAGAGUAAUUCUGGCCCAAGGAGAUAAUAAAGUGGAUGACCGAGACUAUUAUGGCAAUAAGCGACUGGAAUUAGCAGGACAACUCCUGUCUCUUCUUUUUGAAGACUUAUUCAAAAAAUUUAACUCUGAAAUGAAAAAGAUUGCUGAUCAGGUCAUUCCUAAGCAACGGGCAGCCCAGUUUGAUGUGGUGAAACAUAUGCGCCAAGAUCAAAUCACCAAUGGCAUGGUAAAUGCCAUCUCUACAGGAAACUGGUCCUUGAAGAGAUUCAAAAUGGACCGUCAAGGAGUGACCCAGGUAUUGUCCCGUCUGUCAUACAUCUCUGCUCUGGGCAUGAUGACCAGGAUCUCUUCUCAGUUUGAAAAGACGAGGAAAGUGAGCGGUCCACGCUCCCUCCAACCUUCUCAGUGGGGGAUGCUCUGCCCAUCGGAUACUCCUGAAGGAGAGGCUUGUGGGUUGGUCAAAAACCUGGCUCUGAUGACGCACAUUACUACCGAUAUGGAAGACGGACCCAUUGUUAAAUUAGCCAAUAACCUAGGAGUGGAAGAUGUUAAUUUAUUAUGCGGUGAAGAGCUAUCUUACCCAAAUGUAUUCCUUGUUUUUCUCAAUGGUAAUAUCCUGGGUGUUAUUCGAGACCAUAAGAAGCUAGUGAACACAUUUCGACUGAUGAGGAGAGCUGGAUAUAUCAAUGAAUUCGUUUCAAUCUCAACAAAUCUUACCGAUCGGUGUGUCUACAUUUCCUCCGAUGGAGGGAGAUUAUGCAGACCCUACAUUAUAGUAAAGAAACAGAAGCCUGCUGUUACAGACAAACACAUGGAAGAACUGGCCCAGGGAUACAGGAAUUUUGAAGAUUUUCUGCAUGAGAGCCUGGUUGAAUAUCUGGAUGUAAAUGAGGAAAAUGACUGUAACAUUGCAUUGUAUGAACACACAAUCAAUAAGAACACUACACAUUUGGAGAUUGAACCAUUUACACUUCUCGGUGUUUGUGCAGGGCUGAUCCCAUACCCUCACCAUAACCAGUCCCCAAGGAAUACGUAUCAGUGUGCUAUGGGGAAGCAAGCCAUGGGUACUAUUGGAUAUAACCAACGGAAUCGAAUCGAUACCCUUAUGUACCUGCUGGCUUAUCCACAAAAGCCAAUGGUUAAAACGAAGACCAUCGAAUUGAUAGAUUUUGAAAAACUGCCAGCUGGUCAGAAUGCCACUGUUGCUGUGAUGAGUUACAGUGGUUAUGAUAUUGAAGAUGCUCUAGUUUUAAACAAGGCCUCCUUGGAUAGAGGUUUUGGGCGAUGCCUUGUAUAUAAAAAUGCCAAAUGUACACUGAAGCGGUAUACAAAUCAGACAUUUGAUAAGGUUAUGGGACCAAUGUUGGAUGCUGCCACCCGGAAACCUAUCUGGCGACAUGAAAUUUUAGACGCUGAUGGCAUUUGUUCUCCAGGUGAGAAAGUAGAAAACAAACAAGUGCUUGUGAACAAGUCCAUGCCAACAGUGACCCAGAUUCCUCUAGAGGGAAGUAAUGUACCUCAGCAACCACAGUAUAAAGAUGUACCAAUAACCUACAAGGGUGCCACUGAUUCAUAUAUUGAAAAGGUAAUGAUAUCUUCAAAUGCGGAGGAUGCUUUUCUAAUCAAGAUGCUCCUACGACAGACCAGGCGUCCAGAAAUUGGAGAUAAAUUUAGCAGCCGUCAUGGGCAAAAAGGUGUGUGUGGAUUGAUCGUUCCUCAGGAAGACAUGCCAUUUUGUGAUUCCGGAAUCUGUCCCGAUAUCAUAAUGAACCCUCAUGGCUUCCCAUCACGCAUGACGGUGGGGAAACUGAUUGAACUGUUGGCUGGAAAGGCUGGAGUUCUUGAUGGCAAAUUUCAUUACGGAACAGCAUUUGGAGGGAGCAAAGUUAAGGACGUUUGUGAAGACCUUGUUCGCCAUGGUUAUAAUUACUUGGGCAAAGAUUAUGUAACAUCUGGGAUCACCGGGGAACCCUUAGAAGCGUAUAUCUACUUCGGUCCAGUGUACUAUCAGAAACUCAAACAUAUGGUGUUGGACAAGAUGCACGCAAGAGCCCGGGGUCCCAGAGCAGUUCUUACCAGGCAACCCACUGAAGGUCGAUCCCGGGACGGCGGUUUACGCCUUGGAGAAAUGGAACGGGACUGCCUGAUAGGUUACGGAGCCAGCAUGCUCUUACUGGAGAGGCUAAUGAUUUCAAGUGAUGCCUUUGAGGUAGAUGUCUGUGGACAGUGUGGACUCCUGGGAUAUUCAGGCUGGUGUCAUUACUGCAAGUCUUCAUGCCAUGUGUCUUCUCUGAGAAUUCCUUACGCUUGCAAGUUGCUCUUUCAAGAACUCCAGUCUAUGAACAUUAUCCCCCGACUAAAGCUCUCAAAGUACAACGAAUGAAGACCUAACAGACGAUUAUUUUUCAAAGCUGUUCAGCUACAAGGAUUUUCAACAAGAUCAGGAAUGACUGGAAAAAGCGUAGAUUUCUGAAACAUUAUUUCGUUCGUUCACCCUAGGUUUUUUUAUUUAAGUUAUAAAGAAACUUUUUUCUUGUAGUACAAGAUGCCUCGAACCCUUUUUACUGAGCUUCGAGAGAGGCACCUGGAACUUUGACUAAGCUCAGUGGUUUAAUAUGUAAGUAUUAGAAAAUAAAUGAAAUUUAAAGUA
Messenger RNA from Tachyglossus aculeatus (Australian echidna), 3669 nucleotides. It is a transcript of the gene POLR3B, whose product is annotated as RNA polymerase III subunit B. Gene Ontology annotation, biological process: DNA-templated transcription. The transcript has 28 exons. Gene Ontology annotation, molecular function: DNA binding; ribonucleoside binding; DNA-directed RNA polymerase activity. Bases 1 to 3402 code for a protein of 1133 amino acids. Gene Ontology annotation, cellular component: RNA polymerase III complex. The record is from RefSeq and is a predicted model, not a curated record. Lineage: Eukaryota; Metazoa; Chordata; Mammalia; Monotremata; Tachyglossidae.